AUGGUGAACUACUAUCAAUAUGAACCUUCGCUGCCCGCGUCCAUUAUUUUCAUUAUCAUCUUCGCCAUUUCAUCAGCAACUCAUCUCUUCCAAAUCUUCAAGACAAGGACUUGGUUCUUUAUUCCAUUCCUGAUAGGCUCGCUCUUUGAAACCACUGGCUUCAUUGGCCGUGCCAUUGGCGCUGACCAGGCACCGAAUUAUACUUUUGGCCCAUAUGUUAUGCAGACUCUACUUCUGCUUCUAGGGCCGACGUGCUAUGCUGCGUCAAUUUACAUUAUCCUAGGCCGGCUCAUCCAGCUGUUAAAAGCAGAAAAGCAUUCCUUGAUCAGGCCCAAUUGGCUGACUAAGAUCUUUCUUCUUGGCGACAUAAUCUCUAUUGCGCUACAGGGAAUCGGUGGAGGAAAGCUCGUCAAUGCUGAUACCCCAGAUGACAAAACGACAGGAGAGAAUAUCAUCAUCGCCGGAUUGACGGUACAGAUUUUAUUCUUCGGUUUAUUCAUUACUAUGGCAGGCCUGUUUCACUUCCGAUUUCUCAAUUCCAAAGCUAGAACGUCUAGCCUUGAAACCAACGGGCAGAGGUCUUUGGUAGUGAUCUACGUGGCAAGCGUGCUAAUCCUCAUCCGUUCUCUCUUUCGUAUGAUUGAAUAUAUUGAAGGGCAUGAUGGGGAGCUGCAAUCCAAGGAAGUCUACGUUCUCGUCUUGGAUGGUAUCCCGAUGGUCAUCGCAAGCAUCAUGUUCAACGUUCUCCACCCCUCGAGAUUCUUGGACAUAAGUUCAAAGGAUGUCACCGAUUCAGAGGCCGAAGCUCCUCUGAGCUUAUGGCAGGACCGUUCAUUGGGAACAGUCGUGGGUAGAGGGUCAGAGGCUACUAGCAGCAGAUAG
Molecule: messenger RNA, 882 nt
Organism: Fusarium odoratissimum NRRL 54006
Lineage: Eukaryota; Fungi; Ascomycota; Sordariomycetes; Hypocreales; Nectriaceae
Exons: 3
Coding region: 1-882 (293 amino acids)
Cellular component (GO): membrane
Source: RefSeq, a predicted model, not a curated record